AUGGUACGGGAGACGGCAUCUCCCAGUGACGAGCAACCGCCGCCGUUGCCCACCUGGACCGCGACGACGAGCCCGGUAGACGUCAGGGCUCUGCAGGCACAGGCUACAACUGCCGUCUCUCCCGUGGAUAUCCAGACCCUCUCCUUUCCGGAUGGUUCCAGAGGCACCUUUUCCACACCCGGACCCGGACCGGCAUCGACACCGAUUGGCAGCGGCCAUGUCUCUCCGACAAGCAAGGACGCCGGCUCUGGCGCCGAUGGAUUCGACGAUGCGGCCAGUGUGAUGAGCCUCGCGCCGACGAUGCGCCCGGCAGGCGACCUCGCAAGCCUUCUCGCCGGCGAGUUCGACAAGAGGGGCUCGGCUUGGAGCAUGCUCCAGUCACAGUCGGCAUCGAUCCAGCCAUUCGAGAGGAGCCGCGGCAGGGCUCAAGACCCCCUUGCCGCCUUCGAGAAGGAGUUUGAGGCCUCCCUCGAUGAGAUGGACGACGAUUUCCAGGACGAUGAAAGAUUGGCCUUGUGGAAAUCAAAGUUGAAACAUUACAUGAUCUUGUCGUCGGCGGGAAAACCCAUCUGGAGUCGCCAUGGCGAUCUGAACCUCAUCAACUCCUCGAUAGGAGUCGUUCAAACCAUCAUAUCGUUCUACGAGGGCUCGAAAGCUCCUCUUCAGGGCUUCACAGCUGGAGAUGCUAGGUUCGUCGUGUUGACCCAAGGGCCGCUCUACUUCGUGGCGAUAAGCAAACUCGGAGAGAGCGAUUCGCAGAUCCGAUCGCAACUCGAAGCACUCUAUAUGCAAAUUCUAUCUACUCUAACGCUCCCCACGCUCCGAAAUAUUUUCAUCAACCGGCCUUCCAGCGACUUGCGCAAGCCGCUCGGAGGUACCGAAACGCUCCUCUCGUCCUUGGCCGACAACUUCACCUUGGGCUCGGCAUCGGCCCUCUUGGGUUCAUUGGAGUGUCUCAAGCUCCACAAGUCGGACCGACACGCCAUCAACAAUGGCUUUUUAAAACUGAGGGCCGAAAAACUCCUCUAUGGGCUUAUUGUCGCUGGAGGAAAGCUCGUGAGCGUCAUACGACCCCGACGCCACUCCCUCCACCCCGGCGAUCUUCAACUCAUCUUCAACAUGUUGUUCGAAUCCGACGGCAUCAAAGGCGGAGGUGGGGAAAACUGGAUCCCUAUAUGCCUCCCGGCCUUCAACAACCAAGGCUACCUCUACAUGUACGUCAGCUUCCUCGAGGAAGAGUCGGAUGGACAAGCCAGCGGUCCCGACGCCAGCCUGAGCCAGUCCGCGGACGAAGAAAUCGCCAUCGUCCUGAUCAGCGCCGAUCGGGAAAGCUUCUACAGCCUCAAGCAGAUGCGAGACGGCGUCGCGCAGCAGCUGGCAAAGAACGGCAGCCUCGCCAUCAUCCGAAAGGCGGCGCAGGCUGGACGUCCGACCAUAGCGCAGGUUGCGCCAGGGAGCCAAAUCCGCCAUUUCAUGUACAAAUCACGAGCAAACGUACAGUUCUGCAUGUCAUCCCUGCAGCCCACACUCUGCCAACUCGUAGAGCGGCGGAGACUGAUGACUCUCUAUCACCAGCUGCACGCGACCGUUCACGCCAAGCACGUGCAUCUCAAAGUGCUGCAUUGCACCAGCGACGACGCAUCAUCGCUCGCCUGGGUCACCCCUCUAUUCGAGUUUUACUGCGUCGGCGGACCAAACAUGUCCAGGGCGUCCAUCUCGCAAGGCGCCAACAAGAUUGUCCAAUGGGCAAAGAAGGAGGAGCAGCGCAUAUUCAUCAUCGGAGGCGGAGUUUUUUGA
Messenger RNA from Drechmeria coniospora, 1797 nucleotides. RefSeq names its product Vacuolar fusion protein mon-1. Gene Ontology annotation, biological process: vesicle-mediated transport; protein targeting to vacuole. The transcript has a single exon. Gene Ontology annotation, cellular component: fungal-type vacuole membrane; Mon1-Ccz1 complex. The record is from RefSeq and is a predicted model, not a curated record. Lineage: Eukaryota; Fungi; Ascomycota; Sordariomycetes; Hypocreales; Ophiocordycipitaceae. The coding region runs from base 1 to 1797 and encodes 598 amino acids.